This is a messenger RNA of Fusarium fujikuroi IMI 58289, 1653 nucleotides long. RefSeq names its product monooxygenase-like protein. Bases 1 to 1653 code for a protein of 550 amino acids. The record is from RefSeq and is a predicted model, not a curated record. The transcript has 2 exons. Gene Ontology annotation, molecular function: flavin adenine dinucleotide binding; N,N-dimethylaniline monooxygenase activity; NADP binding. Lineage: Eukaryota; Fungi; Ascomycota; Sordariomycetes; Hypocreales; Nectriaceae.
AUGGAUAAACCCAGCAAUUGGGUGCCUAUGCGGGAAGGCCCUUCUUUCCAGCCUCGCAAACUCAAGGUUGUUUGCAUAGGUGCCGGGUAUGCAGGGCUGAUGCUCUCGUAUCAGUACAAGCAUGGAGACUCGCCCUUGGACCAGUUUAUUGACCUAAAAAUCUACGACAAAAAUGAUGACGUCGGAGGAACUUGGCUGGUCAAUAAAUAUCCCGGGGUUGCAUGCGAUGUUCCCGCGCACAUCUACACUUUCCCCUUUGAGCCGAAUCCCUCUUGGAGUCAGUUUUAUGCUACAGGCCCAGAGAUAUGGAGCUACAUCAAGAACACGUCUGAUAAGUAUAAGCUUCAAGAGCCCGUUAUACUCAACUCUGAAGUCAUAUCCUCUGUCUGGGACGACGGCGCUGGUAAGUGGCACUUGGAGAUCCAGCAUGGUCAAAGCCGUGAGAUCACCCACGAGGAAGCAGACCUAGUCAUCAACGCCACGGGCUUCCUCAGCAAAUGGACCUGGCCCAGGAUACCUGGGCUGGAAAGGUUCAAGGGGAAGCUGGCUCAUACAGCUGCAUGGGAUACAAGCCUCGACUGGUCCGGCAAGACAGUGGCCAUCAUUGGCAACGGUUCUUCCGCUGUGCAAGUCCUUCCACAAAUGCAACCUACCGCAGCCAGGAUCGUCAACUAUGCCCGAAGCCCGCUUUGGAUCAGUAGCGCAUUCGCAUCCGAGUUUACCCCCGAGGGCAAGAACUUCACCUACACUGAUGAGGAGAUCCAAGCAUUCAAGGAUGAUAAGGAGAUGUUCUUCCAGCUCCGGCAUAGUAUUGAGCACUCCUUCAAUAAGUUCUUCAAGGUUUCCAUCAAGGACAGUCCAGAGCAGCAAGCCGCGUUUCAGCUAUUCAAGUCAAAGAUGGAAGAGGCACUCAACCACGACCCCGACCUGUGUGCCAGGCUCAUCCCGACAUUCCAAGUUGGCUGUCGGCGAUUGUCUCCCGGUGAGAACUAUCUCCAGGCGCUACAACAAGACAACGUCACCCUCCAAAAUGAAGCCAUUCAGGAGAUUGUUGAAGGUGGAAUUCGCAGCCUCACAAAGACGGAAGAGUUUGAUAUCAUUGUUUGCGCAACAGGGUUUGAUGUCAGUUUUGUUCCGGGAUUCAAAGUCGUGGGUCAGAACGGUAUCUCGCUCGCUGAGCAGUGGAAGGAUGCUCCAGAGGCGUACUUUGGGGUAUUUGCGGCAAACAUGCCCAACUUCUUUACUAUCAAUGGUCCAAACACACCUCUGGCGCACGGAAGCUUACUGGCUGUUAUGUCGUUCACGGUAGACUACAUCGCAAGAUGGGUCCGGAAGAUAUCAACACAGAAUAUCAAGUCCGUCCAGGUUCGCCAGGAUGCAUUAGAUGACUUCAAUGUCUAUACUCAAGAGCUGAUGAAGAAGACUGUUUGGACUGGUGACUGUCGGUCCUGGUUCAAGAAAGGAAAGGCCGACGGUAGGGUAACAGCUAUGUACCCGGGCAGUGUGAUCCACUACAAGGAAAUCCUGGACGAGUUUAGAACCGAGGACUUCGUGUUUACGUACACUGGCGGGAACCGGUUCCAGUUUAUGGGCAACGGCUUGACUUUUAGGGAAAAAAAUGAUGGGGACUUAGCAUGGUAUAUGCGGAGAUAG